Etheostoma cragini (Arkansas darter) is the source of this 732-nucleotide messenger RNA. RefSeq names its product ATP-dependent RNA helicase A protein-like. The record is from RefSeq and is a predicted model, not a curated record. Lineage: Eukaryota; Metazoa; Chordata; Actinopteri; Perciformes; Percidae. Bases 1 to 732 code for a protein of 243 amino acids. The transcript is spliced from 4 exons.
AUGAAGUAUUUUGGAUGUUCUGUGUUCCCGUUCAGGAUCAGCGGCGAGGACGCAGAAAGUCGAUUCUGUGAACACAAACGUCUCAACAUGUCGACUCUGAGGAUGACCUGGGAGGCCAAGGUCCAGCUGAAGGAGAUCCUGGUCAACUCCGGAUUCCCUGAAGAGUGUCUACUGACCCAGAUGUUCAACACGGUCGGCCCGGACAACAACCUGGACGUGGUGGUUUCUCUGCUGACCUACGGCUCGUACCCCAACGUGUGCUUCCACAAAGAGAAGAGGAAGAUCCUAACCACCGAGGGGCGCAACGCCCUCAUCCACAAGUCCUCCGUUAACUGCCCCUUCAGCAGCCACGACAUGACCUACCCGUCGCCCUUCUUCGUCUUCAGCGAGAAGGUAAGAAGAGCCCAUCCAAACAGAGAAUUAUUACAAUUAUUGCAACGAAAUUUAAAUGAGGACAGAGAGACGUGGUCCUCCGUCUACAGAGAGACGUGGUCCUCCGUCUACAGAGAGACGUGGUCCUCCGUCUACAGAGAGACGUGGUCCUCCGACUACAGAGAGACGUGGUCCUCCGUCUACAGACGCUGCUGCUGUCUGUGUUCAUCACUUCCUCCACCUUUAAAUCCUGAACCAGAACUGGGCGUGGGAGGUGGAGCAGAGGGCGGUUGGAGGUGGAGCUCUGCCAGUCAGAAGCAGCUGGCGACGUUCCAUCAGCUCCGUCAGUCAGCACUCUGA